Anopheles merus is the source of this 4050-nucleotide messenger RNA. RefSeq names its product WD repeat-containing protein 35 (gene Oseg4). The record is from RefSeq and is a predicted model, not a curated record. Gene Ontology annotation, biological process: non-motile cilium assembly; intraciliary retrograde transport; protein localization to cilium. Gene Ontology annotation, molecular function: protein binding. The transcript is spliced from 6 exons. Gene Ontology annotation, cellular component: intraciliary transport particle A; non-motile cilium. Lineage: Eukaryota; Metazoa; Arthropoda; Insecta; Diptera; Culicidae. Bases 297 to 3887 code for a protein of 1196 amino acids.
CGUGUAUGCGCGCUGUGCCCCUUCGGCUGUGUGCGUGCAGCCGUGCGUCGAUCGAACUGUCAGGUCGGUCGUUAUGGCAACCUGCGCAACCAACCAACCAAACACAAAACGGGUCGUCGCAAACAACGGGGCUUUCUUUCACGGUUUGGUCGGUUCGCUGCCGUCGGCGGCUGCUUUUGGAGGGUUAAAAUUGUGUGAAAACAGGGGGAAAACAACUGUGAAAAAGUGAUUAGCUUGUUUGUGAGUGGCUUCGCCACCGAUUGGUUAAGAUUUGUAAGUGCAAGCACAUUGGCAAAAUGUUUAUUUAUCUGAGCAAAAAGAUUGCAAUCCCGAACAACACGCGGUUGAACUGUAUCGCUUGGAACAAGGACCAGGGGUACGUGGCGGUCGGCGGCGAGGAUGGGCUGCUGAAGGUGCUGAAGCUGGAGCAGGCCAGCAGUACGGCGGUGUCGGCCCAGCCGGGCAAAGCGCUCCAGGCGAGCAACCUGUCCAUGAACCAAACGCUGGAGGGCCACAAAUCGGCCAUCCAGGUGGUAACGUGGAACGAGUCGCAGCAGAAGCUCACCUCCUCCGACAAGGAUGGCGUCAUCAUGGUGUGGAUGCUGUACAAGGGCUCCUGGUACGAGGAGAUGACGAACGAUCGGAAGAAGAGCACCGUCAGGGGGAUGGCGUGGACGAGCGAUGGGCAGAAGAUCUGCAUCGUGUACGAGGACGGCACGGUCAUCGUAGGCUCGGUCGACGGCAACCGCAUCUGGGGCAAGGAGCUGAAGAGCGUAUCGCUGACCGGGGUGCAGUGGAGCCCGGACGGGCGGCUGCUGCUGUUCAGCAUCAAGAACGGCGAGGUGCACCUGUACGACAACCAGGGCAUCUUCGUGAUGAAGCUGCACGUGCAGUGCGUGUAUCUGACGCCGGCCAAAAGCGUGACGGUGGUGGGGCUGUGCUGGUUCCACCGAGGGACCUCGCCGAGCCGGCCGGUGCUGGCGAUUUGCUACGAGAACGGGCGCAUGCAGCUGAUGCGCAACGAGAACGACGAUGCGCCGGUGGUGGUGGACACGGGGCUGCAGGCGAUCUCGUGCAUGUGGAACCACGACGGCACGAUACUGGCCGUGUGCGGCAUGAAGACGAACCUGGCCAGCGAUAAGGACAGCAGCCAGGUGAUGUUCUACACGCCGUACGGUGUGCACAUUCGGACGCUGAAAAUUCCGGGCAAAGAAAUCACCUCCCUCUCCUGGGAGGGCAAAUCGCUGCGCAUCGCGCUGUCGGUAGAUUCGUUCAUCUACUUUGCGAACAUCCGGCCCGAUUACAAUUGGUGCUACUUCAACCGCACCGUUUGCUACCAGGAAGCGAUAGCGAGCGGCGGCGGUAGCGACGAGAUCGACACGGUUACCUUUUGGGACACCAACUCGAACCAGUGCUACGCGAAGCAGAUCGAUGCGCUGAUGUCGAUGGCGGCGUCGGUGGACCACUGCGUGCUGGCGGUGGAGACGCGCAUGACCGGGAAGGAGUUUAGCAUUGUGGCCGAAGGCAAGGGCAAGGAGCUGAUGUACCAGCUGCUGGUGUGCAACUCGAUCAGCACGACGGUGGAUUCGAAAUACAUCGAUAUACGGCCCGAAUUUAUAACGAUGAACUCAUCGCACGUGAUUGUGACUUCGAAGGAUCAUUUUCUGCUCUGGCAUUAUCAUACACCAAAGGGUGCCUCAACGCUGCACGCUAACCUGAAGCUGAAGCGCGACCGAAAGUACCACAUCGACGAUACGCCCGCCCUGGAGGUGCUGAACGAUCUCGACGCCAAAACGGCGAACGAAAUCCCGCCCAAGCUCGACCCGAGCCAGGAUCCGAUCUGUUGCGUCGCCUGCUCGGAGAACCUGCUGCUCGUUGGGCGCGAAAGCGGUCUCAUCCACGAGUACACGCUGCCCCACCUCGUAAUGCGCAACCGGCACUACCUGCAGGCACGCAGCUACAAGCUGGCCAUCAACAGCAACUCGACCCGUGCCGCAAUGAUCGAUUGCAACGGCGUGCUCACGACGCUCACGCUGCGCGACGAUACGAGCGAAUCGGAACCGGCCUCCUCGACCGCGCACAUCGAGCGGAAGGACGUGUGGGCAAUCUGCUGGGCCCGGGACAACCCGCAGCUGCUGGCGAUCAUGGAGAAGACGCGCAUGUACAUACUGCGCGGUGCCGACCCGGAGGAACCGAUCACCUGCUCCGGCUACAUCUGUAACUUCGAGGAGCUCGAGAUUACGGGCGUCCUGCUGGACGACAUUGUGAAGGGUGGCGCGACGCCGAACGUGAAGGAGCAUCUGCUGCAGCUGCGGGUGAAGUCGCUCCGCGACACCGAGGACCUGCUGGCGCACGUCGGCAUCGCCGAGGCGAAACAAUUCAUCGAGGACAAUGCGCACCCGCGGCUGUGGCGGCUGCUGGCCGAAGCGUCGCUCAAAAAGCUCGAUCUCGAGACGGCCGAGGCGGCGUUCGUCCGGUGCAGCAACUAUCCCGGCCUGCAGCUUAUCAAGCGGCUGAAAACGAUCCAGCUCGAGGCGCUGCAGCGGGCCGAGAUAGCGGCCUUCUUCGGCGAGUUUGACGAGGCAGAAAAGCUGUACAUGGACGUGGACCGGCGGGACUGCGCGAUACGGCUGCGCCAGACGCUGUGCGACUGGUUUCGCACGGUGCAGCUGUACCGGCUCGGGCCCGGCAUCUCGGACCAGCAGAUGGAGAGUGCGUGGCGCGAGAUCGGCCACCACUACAUGAGCAUGCGGGCGUGGGACAGCGCGAAGGAGUACUACGAGCGGGCGCACCACACGGAGGGCCUGAUGGAUGCGCUGUACGCGCUCGAGCAGUACGACGAGCUGGUCGGGUGCAUGCACCGGCUGCCGGAGAAGAGCCCGCAGCUGGCGAAGCUCGGCCAGCAGCUCGCGACGGUCGGGAUGUGCGAGCAGUCGGUGGCCGCCUACCUGAAGCUCGGGGAUGUGAAGUCGGCCGUGUCGACGUGCAUCGGCCUGCGCCAGUGGGGGCUCGCGGUCGAGCUGGCCCAGAAGUACCGGAUGCCGCAGAUCAACACGCUGCUCAGCAAGCACGCGGCCCAGCUGCUGCACGAGGGCAAGCUGCCGGAAGCGAUCGAGCUGCAGCGCAAGGCGGGCCGGUACCUGGACGCGGCCCGGCUGCUGGUCAAGAUGGCCGAGGCGGAGGCGGACAAGCGUUCGGACUACGUGCGCAUCAAGCAGCUGUACGUGCUGUCCGGGCUGCUGGCGGAGGAACACAUCGAGAAGCAGCUGGCGGUGCAGGCGGCCGGCAGUAGAGCGGUCGUGCUCGCGCAGCUCAGCCCCGAAGAUGCCGUGCUGAUCGAGCAGAUCUGGCACCAGGCGGAGGCGUACCACUACAUGCUGCUGGCACAGCGCCAGCUAAGGUCGGGCCUGCUGCACAGUGCGGUGGUGACGGCGCUCCGGCUGCGCGACUACGAGGACGUGCUGGAGGUGGAGGCGCUGUACGCGCUGCUCGCCCUCGCCAGCUGUGCCGACCGGUCGUUCGGCACCUGCUCGAAAGCGUUCAUCAAGCUGGAAUCGCUCGAAACGCUCUCGGAGGCACGCCGGCAGCAGUACGAGGAGCUGGCGAUCGAAAUCUUCUCCCGGUACGACCCGCUGGACGGGAAGACGAAGCACAUCAGCUGCUUCACCUGCGAGACACCGGUCGCCGACUGCAGCACGCUCUGCCCGAGCUGCGGCAGCCGGUUUCCGCCGUGCGUGGCGUCCGGCCAGCCACUGACCAAUCCGACCGGUGCGUGGCAGUGCACCGGGUGCUACCAUCUGGCCAGCCCGCUCGAGAUCGGUACCCGCAAGACCUGCCCGCUCUGUCAUCGUGUCAUAGCACCGGCAAAGGGAGCUAUCGAGAUCUGAGAAGCAUCUAGCAGUGUUGUGUGGUUGUGUCUGAGAUCUUUCGGUGUGUAUUUGGUAGAUCCCGGCGUCCAGGAAAUGCACAGAACAAACCCAAUUCUCCCUGCACAGCUGUAACACCGUGUGAAACAGAAACAAAUAGAUCAUAUCAUGAUGUACCGGUUCA